UUACAAUAUAUGUGUGUGUGUGUGUGUGUGUGUGUGUGUGUGUGAGGGAAAAGAGAGAAUUGGAGAAAGAAAAUGAGCGCGUCUGCCUGUAGGCUAUUUAAGUGCGUGAGUUGUGUUCAGGUCUGGAAGAGAGUGUGUAUGUGCGUGACUUGGGCCCGUGUGUGUGUGUUUGUGCGUGAGAGAGAGUGGAGUGGUUUUGGCGGGGUUAUGGGAAAUAGAGAUUAUAUGUGUGUGUGUGUGUGUGUGUGUGUGUGCGUGCGGGAAUACUGCGCCAAAGGAAGUGCGCCGGUUCUCCGUCUGCGCGUCCCGACUUCCUGCUCUGAGGCAGGAGCGAGAAAAGCUGCGGAUCCGCUUUCAGACAGCAGCAGCAGCAGCAUGGAGCCCCAACACAACACACACACACCACUUUAAGACACAAACACACACAUCACGCAGGGCAGACGGACAGAGGAGCAGCGGCCGUCCAAAGCAGGAUCACCUGUGUCUCUGGUGUCAUCCCAUCAUGGAGAGUUCCAUCACACUCUGGCAGUUCCUGCUGCAGCUGCUGCUCGACCAAAGCCACAAACAUCUCAUCUGCUGGACGUCCAACGACGGCGAGUUCAAGCUGCUUAAGUCAGAGGAAGUGGCCAAGCUGUGGGGGCUGCGCAAGAACAAGACCAACAUGAACUAUGACAAGCUGAGCAGAGCCCUGCGCUACUACUACGACAAAAACAUCAUUAAGAAGGUGAUUGGUCAGAAGUUCGUCUACAAGUUUGUGUCAUUCCCUGAGAUUUUGAAGAUGGACCCUGCGGUGGUGGAGUCGGGCCGCAGCAGCGAGGAAAGCGGGAGUGCAAUGUCAGAGCCUGAGGCUGAAGACGAGGAUGGGGGUGGGAGAAACCAAUACCUACACUCCGGCCUGUACUCCUCCUUCACCGUCAGCUCCCUGCAGGGCUCCUUAGAACAGCACCGGCCGAUCAAGAUGGAGCCCAGAUCCGAUCGCCAUGACGACAACUCCUCCGUCAUCCGAUUCAUAACCAACCGUGGCCACUCCUCCCUCCCCUCCACCCCACCCCCAUCCUCGACUGAGACCUCCAAUUCCUCUAGACCGUCUCCUCGUCAGGCCUGCUCUUCCUCUUGCUCCUCCUCCCCACCACAAAGCCCCGCCCACACACUGUGGAGGGGGCGGGGCCAGAGCACAGACACUAAUGAGUUAGAGCAGAGUGCUCAACCUCUAAACCUGUCAUCUGGUCAGAGGGAGAGAGUGAGGUCACAGAGCACAACAACACCAGAGAGGAGGGGAUUGGCCAAUAGUGCGCCUUUGAAAAGCAGAAAACCCAAAGGCUUGGAAAUCUCCGCCUCCUCUCUCCUCCUGACAGGAAGUGACCUCGUCUCCAUUGCUCUCAACAGCCCGGCACUGCCUUCAGGGUCCCUGACCCCUGCCUUCCUCACCGCACAGACGCCAUCUGGUCUGCUGCUCGCUCCCAGUCCUCUACUCUCCAAUAUCCAUUUCUGGUCCAGCCUGAGUCCAGUGGGACCCCUCAGCCCUGCCCAACUCCAGAGCCAUGCCCCCCUCUUUCAGUUCCCCACACUGCUGAAUGGACCCAUCCCUGUGCCUUUUCCUAGCGUGGACGCUCCCUCUCCUCUGCUGCUCUCCUCCAGCUCCCACAAGUCCUGAUGCCAGCAUGAGCUCCAAGAGGGAACUGGGCCAAACCAGGCUGAGCUGGGCCAGAUCAGCACAGAUAAGGAGCAAGCCCAUCAGCCUUAAACUCUGAUGAUGAACCACACAGGAGUCGAACCUCCUGAGUCCAGUUACAUUUUAAUCUGAAACCUGUUCCUUUGCAUUUAUUAUAUGAAGAAACAGGAGCUUCACUCUGAAGCUUUGCUCUCUGAGAAGAGUAUUUGCAUUAGACAUUUCUUUGUGUGUUUACUAGAGUUCACCUGCUCAUGUUCUUUACAUUUGUGUUUGGUGUUUCCUCUUUUCAGAAUGUAAAAGCCUCUGAAUUUCUUUUCAUGGUAAUACAUUGACUGGAGGUCAGACCUCAUCACAUUUCACAUCUCAUUUUAAAUCUCAUCUCAUUCCACUUAGUUUCUUCAACUUCAGUGAUACAGACUGGUUUCAAUUUCAUGUUAUUCCAAAUUUUCUCCCCUGCCCAGACUAAUGUCAAUAUACACACCAGUGACUCAAAAAUGGAAAUCUGGGGAAAUCCUUGUCAGGAACUAUGAGAUAACAAGACCUCACUGAGCCAGGAGACUUUACAAGUGUAAUCUUUUUCUGUAUGUCUGUACGCUUAAUAUGAAGCAACAGCCAGGAGAUGGUUAGCUUAUCUUAGCAUAAAGUAAGGAAACAAGGAAACAGCCAGCCUUGCUCUGUCCAGCAGUGACAAAACCUAAUGACUAGCAGCUAAAAUCUUACUAAUUAACACAUCAUCCGUAUGAAAACCUAAAUGUAAAAGUUACAAUUUGUAGUUUUAUGGGGGACUGAAGGUUGCCUGGCAAAUUCACGGUGAUGACAAGAGGAAGUUAAUGCUCCCAUGACCUCCAUAAAACCAUAAUGAGUUUUUACACUUUGGUAUUUGUAUGGACUAAACAUACACAGACGAUAUAAUGUUUAGUAUUGUUUAUUUUACUUUACAACCAGGCUGGCUGUUUCCAGUGUUUAUGCUAAGCUAACCGGCUGCUGGCUGUAGCUACAUAUUUAACUUACAAACAUGAGUUUGAUAUCAAUCUUCUCAUCUUACCAUCUGCAAGAAAGCGUAUUUCCCAAAAUGUGGAAUUGUUCCUUUUAAUUUGAUCAUAAAAUGGGACCAUAACUGGAUGAUUAAAGGCCAUAGGCUACACAGGCCAUUAACUUGCCAAGAUAGCGGCCAGCAAGUAGUGGGCGAUUGUAUUUUCUUUUUCCUGUGCCUUCCUUUAAAUAGACCAAAACAUGAACAAUUUUGGGUGUUCACAACCGUAAACCAAUGGCUGUGUCUCAUUUAUCAACCUUCAACCCAACCUGUCAUUUUGGGGACAUAAAACAAGUUCAAUGAAUGACAAAUUUUUGUUACACUUGCUAUACGUUUGUCCAGAUUGUGGUCACAUGAGAUGAAUCCCUCACUGACUCCUAGCAGUACACCUGCUAGCCAGUAUGCUAAAAUGUUGUGGAAGUCUUCAUUUUGUCUUCUGUAUUGCUUUGACUUGACGCUGUGAACUUUUUUAAAAUCUUUGUAUAGUUUAAUGCUUUUUUUUUUUAAAUGCACUGUAUUUGUAAGCCUUGUACCAGCUGUGCCUUCAAUAUUAUAAGACUUGUGUAAAUGUAUUAAGCUUUAAACCAGGUUUUAAUAGACAUUCCAGGUCAAAAUUGCACAAAAACCUUUUUUUUUGUAGAAUGGCUCCUGGUUAUUUUUAUAGAGAAAUUAAUGGAAAUGUAUUCUCAGUGAUGUGCUUGUGUUUUGCUGUUUUGUAAAGAAAAUUGUUACUGUUGUUUGGAAUAAAAUGAAUAACUUUUCAGAA
Molecule: messenger RNA, 3471 nt
Organism: Siniperca chuatsi (mandarin fish)
Lineage: Eukaryota; Metazoa; Chordata; Actinopteri; Centrarchiformes; Sinipercidae
Gene: elk3
Product: ETS transcription factor ELK3
Exons: 5
Coding region: 503-1654 (383 amino acids)
Biological process (GO): cell differentiation; regulation of transcription by RNA polymerase II
Cellular component (GO): nucleus
Molecular function (GO): DNA-binding transcription factor activity, RNA polymerase II-specific; sequence-specific DNA binding
Source: RefSeq, a predicted model, not a curated record